Manis javanica (Malayan pangolin) is the source of this 4869-nucleotide messenger RNA. Its product is annotated as alpha-2-macroglobulin-like. The record is from RefSeq and is a predicted model, not a curated record. NCBI's taxonomy places the organism in Eukaryota, Metazoa, Chordata, Mammalia, Pholidota, Manidae. Gene Ontology annotation, cellular component: extracellular region. Gene Ontology annotation, molecular function: protease binding; endopeptidase inhibitor activity.
CUGUUUUACUGUAAAUCCCAGAGAAAGUGAGCACUAACGGGAAGGUGGAUUUUAUCCCUCUGGGAAUUCGCCUCGGACCGCCAGCAGUUAACCUUAACUGUAAUUAGGCUCUCGUGAGCGAUGACCCCUUCACAGCGCCAGAGACCUUUACUUUGUUUAGGCACCUUGUGUGGGUGGAACUUCCUGUUUGCACAGAGAGCAGCAUAAAGCCUGGUCGCUCUGAGGACCGUUUGGGGCCAGACCAGCUGCAGGGAGUAGGGCGCAGUCCCGUCUGGUCUCCCCGGCGCCUUCUCUCUGCAACAUGGGGAAGAGCAAACUCCUUCCUCCAAGUCUGAUUCUCCUCCUUCUGGGCUUCCUGCCUGCAGAUGCCUCAGUCUCUGGAAAACCGCAGUAUAUGGUGCUGGUCCCCUCCCUGCUCCACACGGGGACCCCUGAGAAGGGCUGCCUGGUUCUGAGCCACCUGAAUGAGACAGUGACUGUAAGUGCUUCCCUGGAGUCUGUCAGGGAGAACAGGAGCCUCUUCACCGACCUGGUGGCAGAAAAGGACUUAUUCCACUGCGUCUCCUUCACUAUCCCAAGAUCUUCAUCCAAUGAGGAGGUCAUGUUCCUUACUGUCCAAGUGAAAGGACCAACCCAAGAAUUCAAGAGGCGGACCACAGUGGUGGUUAAAAACACAGACAACCUAGUCUUUGUCCAGACAGACAAAUCUACCUACAAACCAAGGCAGAAAGUGAAUUUUCGUAUUUUCUUGGUGGAUGAAAAUUUUCACCCCCUGAAUGAGAGGAUUCCACUAGCAUACAUUCAGGACCCCAAAGGAAAUCGCAUCGCACAAUGGCAGAAUCUCCAGUUGGAGAGUGGCCUCAAGCAAUUGGCCUUUCCGCUCUCGUCAGACCCCAUACAGGGCUCCUACAAGGUGGUGGUUCAGAAGGAAUCAGGUGGAAAAGCACAGCACCCUUUCACCGUGGAAGAAUUUGUGCUUCCCAAGUUUGAAGUGCAAGUAACAAUGCCAAGGAUUAUCACUAUCUUGGAAGAAGAGGUGAAUGUGACAGUAUGCGGCCUAUACACAUACGGGAAGCAGGUCCCAGGACACGUGACUAUGAGGGUGUGCAGAAAGUUCAGUAACCCUUCUAACUGUUACGCUGGAGAGUCACAGGCUGUCUGUGAGAAAUUCAGCCAUCAGCUCAACAGCCAGGGCUGCUUCUCUCAGCAAGUAAACACCAAGAUCUUCCAGAUGAAGAGACAAGGGUAUGAAAUGAGACUUGAAGUGGAGGCCAAGAUCCAAGAAAACGGGACAGAGGUGGAAUUAACAGGCAAUGGGGCCAGUGAAAUAACAAGGACCAUAACCAAACUCUCAUUUGUGAAAGUGGAUCCAUACUUUAGACAUGGGAUCCCCUUCUUUGGGCAGGUGCGCCUCGUGGAUGGGAAAGGGGUCCCCAUGCCAAAUGAACUCGUCUUCAUCACAGCAAAUGAAGCGAACUAUCACACCAAUGCUACCACUGAUGAGCACGGCCUGGUGCAGUUCUCCAUCAACACCACCAACAUUAUGGGUACCACCCUCACUGUCAGGGUCAAACACAAGGAUCAGAGUCCCUGUUAUGGCUACCAAUGGCUGUCAGAAGAAAAUGAAGAAGCUUUUCACACUGCUAAUCUUGUAUUUUCCCUAAGCAAGAGUUUUGUCCAUCUUGAGCCCAUACCUCAUGAACUUCCCUGUGGACAAACUCAGACCGUCCAAGCACAUUAUAUUCUGAAUGGACAGGUCCUGCAGGAGCAAAAGGAGCUCGUGUUCUAUUACCUGUUAAUGGCAAAGGGAGGCAUUGUCCGAUCUGGAACCCAUGUGGUGCCUGUGGAACAGGAAGAUACAAAAGGCCACUUCUCCGUGUCAGUCCCUGUGGAGUCAGACAUCGCUCCCCUUGCUCGAUUGCUCAUCUACGCCAUUCUACCUGAUGGGGAAGUGGUUGGGGAUUCCGCAAAAUAUGAGGUUGAAAAUUGUCUGGACAACAAGGUGGAUCUGAGCUUCAGUCCAGAACGCAGCCUCCCCACCUCACCAGCCCACCUGCGUGUCACAGCCUCCCCUGGCUCCCUCUGCGCCCUGCGGGCCGUGGACCAAAGCGUGCUGCUCCUGCGGCCCGAGGCUGAGCUCUCCGCAGCGACGGUUUACAACCUGCUACCAGUGAAGGACCUCAGUGGUUUCCCUGCAGCUUUGCAUGAGCAGGAGGAAGACGACGAAGACUGUGUCGAUCGCCAUAACAUCUACAUCGAUGGGAUCAUGUAUUCCCCAAUGUCAAACACACAGGAAAAAGAUAUGUAUAGCUUCUUACAGGAUAUGGGCUUAAAGGCAUUCACCAACUCAAAGAUUCAUAAACUCAAAGUAUGUUCACAUCCUGAACAUUAUGAAAUGCAGACAUCUCGAAGACUAUUAGCUACUCCAGACAUGGCACAGAACCAAAUGCUUGGAAGCAAGGAACUUACAAGAAGCGUACGUGUUUCAGAGCCUCUCACAGAGACUGUGCGAAAGUACUUCCCUGAGACAUGGAUCUGGGACUUGGUGGUAGUGGACUCCUCAGGUGUGGCUGAAGUUGGAGUAAGAGUCCCGGAUACCAUCACUGAGUGGAAGGCAGGGGCCCUCUGCCUGUCCAAUGACACUGGGCUUGGUCUCUCUCCGACUGCCUCUCUCCAAGCCUUCCAGCCCUUCUUUGUGGAGCUCACAAUGCCCUACUCUGUGAUCCGCGGAGAGACCUUCACACUCAAGGCCACUGUCCUUAACUACCUUCCCAAAUGCAUCUGGGUCAGUGUGCAGCUAAAAGACUCUCCUGACUUCCUGGAUGUUUCAGGAAAGAAGGAGCCGGAGUCUCACUGCGUCUGCGCAGAUGGCCGGCAAACUGUGUCCUGGGCAGUGAAGCCUAAGUCAUUAGGAAAUGUGAAUUUCACCGUGAGUGCAGAGGCACUAGAGUCUCAGGAGUUAUGUGGGACUGAAGCAGCUGUGGUCCCUGAAUUUGGAAAGAAAGACACAAUCAUUAAGCCCCUGCUGGUCGAACCUGAAGGACUAGAGAAGGAAGUAACAUUCAACUCCCUGCUUUGUCCAUCAGGUGCUGAGGUGUCUGAACAAUUAUCUCUGAAGCUGCCACCAAAUGUGGUAGAAGAUUCUGCCCGAGCCUCCUUCUCAGUGUUGGGAGAUAUAUUGGGCUCUGCCAUGCAAAACACACAGAAUCUCCUCCAGAUGCCCUAUGGCUGCGGAGAACAGAACAUGGUCCUCUUCGCUCCUAACAUCUAUGUUCUGCGUUAUCUAAAUGAAACCGAGCAACUGACCCCAGAGAUCAAGUCCAAGGCCAUUGGCUACCUCAACACUGGUUACCAGACAGAGCUGAAUUACAAGCAUGCAGAUGGCUCCUAUAGCACCUUUGGGGAGAGAUAUGGCAGGAGUGAGGGCAAUACCUGGCUCACGGCCUUCGUGCUCAAGACUUUUGCCCAGGCUCGAGCCUACAUCUUCAUUGACGAAGCACACAUUACCCAAGCCCUCACCUGGCUCUCCCGAAAGCAGAAGGACAAUGGCUGUUUCAGGAGCUCUGGGUCACUGCUCAACAAUGCCAUUAAGGGUGGAGUGGAAGAUGAAGUGACCCUUUCUGCCUAUGUCACCAUCGCCCUUCUGGAGAUUCCUCUCCCUGCCACUCACCCUGUUGUCCGCAAUGCCCUGUUCUGCCUGGAAUCUGCCUGGAAGUCAGCAAAGGAGGGACCCCAUGGCAGCCAUGUCUACACCAAGGCACUGCUGGCCUAUGCCUUUGCACUGGCAGGAAACCAGGACAAGAGGAGAGAUGUGCUCACGUCACUUAAUCAGGAAGCUGUGCACGAAGACAAUUCUGUCCACUGGACACGACCUCAGAAACCUGAGACACCAGAGGGGCAUUUAUACCCACCGCAGGCUCCCUCCGCUGAGGUGGAGAUGACGUCCUACGUGCUCCUCACUUAUCUCACGGCCCAGCCUGCCCCGACCCCAGAGGACCUGACCUCUGGAACGCACACUGUGACGUGGAUCACAAAGCAACAGAAUUCCCAUGGAGGCUUCUCCUCCACCCAGGACACGGUGGUGGCUCUAGAUGCUUUGUCCAAAUACGGAGCAGCCACUUUCACCAGGACCAGGAAGCCCACACAGGUGACCAUCCAAUCAUCAGGGACAUUUUCCCAAAAAUUCCAAGUGGACCACAGCAACCGCCUGCUGCUACAGUGGGUCCCACUGCCAAAGGUGCCGGGAGACUACAGCAUGGCGGCUACAGGAGAAGGGUGUGUCUACCUGCAGACAUCCUUGAAAUACAAUAUUCUGCCGAAAAAGGAAGAGUUCCCAUUUGCUUUGGAGGUGUGGACUCUGCCUCAAACUUGUGAUGGACCCAAGGCCCACACCAGCUUCCAGAUCUCACUGAAUGUCAGUUAUACUGGGACACGUCCUGCCUCCAACAUGGUGAUUGCUGACGUGAAGAUGGUGUCUGGCUUCAUUCCCCUGAAGCCAACAGUGAAACUGCUUGAAACAGCAAAGCAUGUAAACCGAACAGAAGUCAGCAACAACCAUGUUUUGAUUUACCUGGAUAAGGUGACAAGCCAGACACUGAGUUUGUCCUUCAAGGUUCUGCAAGAUAUUGCAGUAACAGACCUGAAACCAGCCAUAGUCAAAGUCUAUGAUUACUAUGAGACAGAUGAGUUUGCAAUUGCUGAGUACAAUGCUCCUUGCAGCAAAGAUCUUGGAAAUGCUUGAAAACCACGUCAAUGAAAACUGCUUAGCUGGAAUCCCUGUUUCACAGACUUGGUUGGUUCUCUGUGGAAGAAAAGGGUUUUGAGCUCUAAAGACUUGAUGAAUAAACCUUUUUUUCUGGUCAGUCUCAA